Phyllostomus discolor (pale spear-nosed bat) is the source of this 1098-nucleotide messenger RNA. RefSeq names its product BEN domain containing 2 (gene BEND2). The record is from RefSeq and is a predicted model, not a curated record. The coding region runs from base 1 to 1098 and encodes 365 amino acids. NCBI's taxonomy places the organism in Eukaryota, Metazoa, Chordata, Mammalia, Chiroptera, Phyllostomidae. The transcript is spliced from 7 exons. Gene Ontology annotation, molecular function: DNA binding.
AUGCCCAAGAGCACAGUGGCUGGGUCUUAUGGUAAUGACUCUAACACAGAAGUGAGGUCUGAGACAGUGAUUUCUGCAACUUCAACAGUGGAAAAUGGCAGUGCACAAGAUACAAAAUCUUUCGUCAUCACUCCUAGUUAUGGAUAUCUUGGCAAUCCAGAAAGAAAUGUCAUAAUUCUUAAGAUGCAUUUGAUGAAUGCACAAAGAAAGCCUGAACCUAAGCAUGCAGCCCGCUACUUGGCUCGUGUUUUGUUCUCCAAGGAAGUCCUGGUUUGCAGCUCAGUAGGUACCAAUCCAUACCAACCACAUCUUAGAAACCGCCAACCCCUAGAUCCAAACAAGUUGGCUGCGAUAAGAGAGUUUCUGGCAACAGUUUUUCCCAACCGUGAUUUGCGUGAAAAUGGAAAAGAGUGGAGAACCUGUCUUAGCUAUAUCAAUGCUCUGAUCCGCUAUUUAGGAUCUACAAUCAGAGGGACACCAGAAAUUGUUGUCACCACCAACCCCAAUAUACCAGCAUCUGCAAAUUUGAACAAUAAUAGGUAUGGUGAUGGUGGUGAAGGUAGUUCCCAGUUAUCGCAGCAAGCAGCUGUCUCAGAAGCAAGAGCAAGGGUGAAUUAUCAGCCAAACAGCAGCGCUGUCCCUGAAGGAGCUGAAAAACCUUCCACUAGUGAUUUACCCAUACCUUGCGGAGCGCUGGAUUAUAUAGGAAAUCCAAGUAGAAAUAUAAAGUUAUCACAUUCAGUAUUGAUGGUGGCAAAAAGGAAGGCUUCCCCAGAGAUGUCAGCCACAUACCUUAUGAGCCACCUGUUUCCAGAGGAAGUCCUACUAAAAAGUGAUGUCUGUGGCAAUCUGUGGCAUGGCAUAUGUGCUGUUAACUUCAAUAAGAUCAAUGCUCUCCGAGAAUUUCUCCAAGACGUCUUCCCGAAAUGUGAUCUGUCAGAAAAUGGACGUGACUGGAAGUUGUGUAUGCAGUCUAUCAAUUGCCACAACGGUAGUUGUAGAGGUGGGCACGGGGAUUUGACAUGUGAGUCGCUGGCAUCCGAAGUGAUAACUACUACAAUAAAGUCGGAGUCAAGUGAUACCGACUAUAGUGAUUAA